Molecule: messenger RNA, 1256 nt
Organism: Punica granatum (pomegranate)
Lineage: Eukaryota; Viridiplantae; Streptophyta; Magnoliopsida; Myrtales; Lythraceae
Source: RefSeq, a predicted model, not a curated record
UCCCAAAGCAACUCUAAGCUCCCAAAGCAGCUCUAAGCUGACAAUUGGCAGACCUUUCAGCCAUGUUGUUGACUUUCUGAGCGUGUCCACAGAGGAAUUGUGACUAAUCUUAGAAGGGAAGGGAAGGAAAGGAAGAAAGAACUCUUACUUUGCUUUGAUGCUUGACUGCGGUGGCUAUGGCGGUUCUUGAUGCUCUCCCGGUGGAGUGCAUCGCCCAUAUUCUGUCCCUCACGACCCCCCGCGAUAUCUGUCGAUCCUCCGCUGUUUGCCGCUCCUUUCGUGCCGCUGCCUGUUCCGAAGUCGCCUGGGGUAAGUUCCUGCCGCCGGACCUCGAUGGCAUCACGUCCAGAGCAUCAUCGCCGUUUGUCCCGCCUUCAUCGUCCGGAAAGAGAGAUGCCUACUUCCGCCUCUGCGACACCCCUGUCCUCAUCGACGGAGGUCUCAAGAGCUUUUCACUGCAUAGACGGACCGGGAAGAAGUGUUUUAUGCUCGGAGCGAGGAGUCUCUCGAUAGUGUGGGGAGACACUCCUGAGUACUGGAGAUGGAGUUCAUUUUAUCGCUCGAGAUUCUCGGAAGUAGUGGAGCUACGAAGAGUGGCUUGGCUUGAGAUUCAUGCUAAGGUGGAGACGCGUAUGUUGUCCACCAACACUGAUUACGGAGCUUACUUUGUCUUCAAGUUCAUGGAAGGCAAUGAUGGAUUUGAAAAUCUGCCGGUAGAGGUGUCUGUCUUGAACCGCUGCAGUGGUCAGAAGGGUGUCGUUUACUUGGACCCUGAUGGAGAACUGAGACAGCAAUACCAGAUUUCUCUAGAGAAAUUCUGGCCCAUGUUUGCUGGCAGAGUUUCUCUUGCUGAUGUGUGGACGGGGAGGGGGAAGCAACUGCCGCAGGAGAGGGAGGAUGGUUGGGCGGAAGUUGAAUUGGGUGGGUUCUUUACCUCUGACGAGGAAGAUGAGGAAGUACAGAUGAGUUUGAUGGAGGUAACGAGCACAAAAUGGAAAUCGGGUCUUAUCAUCCAGGGAGUUGAUAUUCGACCAAGAGACAGGAUGUAAAGGAAUAAAUGUUUCUUAUAAAAUAUCGUGUUGUAUUGGUAUCUCAAUAACAGUUAGCCCUCAAAGUGUUUAGGCUAGGAGAGGAGCAGAAUCUGCAAUCUAUAUUAUCAAAUGAUAGUAUUUGUAUACUUCUUUGUUUUUAUCGGCUUUCAAAAUGCUCGAAUGUUUAUGAAGGACUAGAACAUUAAUUUGCUGGCAGGGGACUCA